AUGACUCCUGCCAUCGACGGAAGUAGCGGCGACUCAGAGCCGUCGAUGGACAAGAUAUUAGAAAAUAUACUAAGCCAAGGCCACGACCACAAUGUGCCGUCAAUUCUGCCUGAGGAUUUCAUGAAGACCAUGUCGUCUAUUCUCCCUUCAAUGAACGAUGAGUCCUCAAAGCCGACACCUGCAUCACAGAAGAAGCCUUCAGAGUAUGAGACGCAGCUUAAUGAGUACAACAGGUACCAACUACGAAAGUUCAGACUUGGCUUUACGGUCCUCAGAUUUGUGAGUGUGCUCACCCUGGUUUACUUCAAACUCGUGGGGUACACUUUGUUCUACCCGUCAUUUGAGCGUCUGGAUCACGGGUAUGGCAAAAUCGAUCUAUGGAACUGGUUUACCAUUCUCGAAGUCUUUUAUUCUGUGGUCUACGUGCUCGUUUACAGGUAUCUUCCUCAAACACGGGAGAACUCUAUUUUCAGCAUCAUCGAAGGGUUUGUGCCACAGCACUACCGUGGCCGGUUUGAGAUGGUUGUCAAGUACAGAGACAUUGUUGUGUUUUGGAUCAACGACUUGUCGGUCCUUAUUUUAGCGCUGGGCUGUCUAGCGUGGCUCAAUAAUUAG
Molecule: messenger RNA, 615 nt
Organism: Ogataea parapolymorpha DL-1
Lineage: Eukaryota; Fungi; Ascomycota; Pichiomycetes; Pichiales; Pichiaceae
Exons: 1
Coding region: 1-615 (204 amino acids)
Source: RefSeq, a predicted model, not a curated record